CAUCCUUCCACUUGUUAUCCUACUUAAAAGAUAACCAAACAACAAUUAAAAUAUUAUUAUUUUCCAAUCUUAAGCAAAAAUUUCCACACCAUACAUAACCUAUACUCUAUUAUUGUCUUGAUUUAAUUGUAUAAUACGUUUAAGCUACUCACUGCUAAAGACUAUCUACAAAUGUCAGUAUUCAAGAAGAAUUUAACUUUUAGAAGGUGUGAUUUUCUCAUAUUACUAUUCUAUACAAUGUUAAAUUUCCUUGUAUUUGAAAGCAUCGCAGUUUAUUCACCGAUGAGUAGUAACAUAAUGGCUGAGCUUAAAUUCACAAAACCAUGUCCAGAAGAAGACUACCGAUUUCACGAUGCUACAGGGAACUUUUUGUGUGUUGUACCAACGGCAAGAAGAUGUUUUGAUUUAUGCCAAAAAUACGAUUGUACUGAAUGGUACUACAUGAGUUUUAUUCCAUCUGGCAGUAACGAGAUUAAACGGCAUCAUCGGUGUCGUUGUUUCCCCGAGUAUCGGAUGUGCUUUUAUAAUCCUGUGCCAAGAAGAUUUCGUGAUUUUGAUUGA
This is a messenger RNA of Trichobilharzia szidati, 561 nucleotides long. The record is from the annotation of a GenBank genome assembly. Lineage: Eukaryota; Metazoa; Platyhelminthes; Trematoda; Strigeidida; Schistosomatidae.